CUGUGUACUGUAUACAGGUUAUCAUUUUCCCAACGUUAUCCCUGGAGUCAAUUCUACCUCAACAUUGGCAACUGUCGUGUUUAUCAAGACGGGACAGCACUGAACGACGUACUUCGAGACAUGCGUCAGUUACCGAUUCAAAAUGUUAGUCUAAUGAGAGGCGGAACACAGAUCAAAUUGCGCAUAACCCUAGAAAACGGGGGCGAAGUCGUUUUCAAACCUAUGAGGUUACAUCCGGAUCAGGAAUCAGACCCCAAUCAGUUUUAUUUUACUCAUUUUGAACGGUAUAACUCUGAAAUUGCAGGAUUUCAUUUGGACAGGUUACUUGGCUUCAGAAGAGCCCUUCCUACUGUUCCUCGAGUUUUAGAUCUGAAAGAAGUCUUAUCGAAGGCGGAAAAUGACCUUUCUGAAACAUUUUUCAUCUCUCCAAUCGGUAAUCUUUGCUUUUUCGGCGUUUGUAAAUAUUAUUGCGCCACCCAGCACGCUAUAUGUGGCUCUCCAUUCAUGAAAAUUGGGUCUUUCCAGGUAUUUCUCCCGAAAGAUACCAUUUUCAACAUGAGUCAUGUUAUCUCGCCAUACCGACGGACCUAUUCGAGGAAACGCCAAAAAGCUGAAUGGCAGCUUUAUGCGAAUUACUGUGAGAAAAGUGUAAGGCAUUCUUAUCGUUUCAGAUCCGGCCGUCGAUUACUUGAUCUGGUCGACAUGUCUAUCUUUGAUUUUCUUAUAGGUAAUCAGGAUCGACAUCAUUAUGACUAUUUGCAAAAAUUCGGUGACAGUUCAGCGUUUCUUCAUAUAGAUAAUGGAAAAGGGUUUGGAUCUCCCGAUACGGAUGAUCUGGAUAUUUUGGCCCCUCUCGCACAGUGUUGCAUCAUUCGACCGUCUACUUUGAAGCGGCUGAUUGACUUUUACACAGGCCCUGUCAGUAUGUCUUCAGCUUUACGGGCUUCUUUAUCUCAGGAUUCGGUUUCACUACAUCUUGGCAUGAAACAUUAUGCGGCAAUCGAUCGUCGCCUGAAAUUAAUACUCCGGACAGUCGAUAACUGCCUCAAUGUUUCUAACGGUGAUGUUUCUAGCGUCCUUGUCCCAAUACUUUGAUG
Soboliphyme baturini is the source of this 1097-nucleotide messenger RNA. The record is from the annotation of a GenBank genome assembly. Lineage: Eukaryota; Metazoa; Nematoda; Enoplea; Dioctophymatida; Soboliphymatidae.